Molecule: messenger RNA, 135 nt
Organism: Haemonchus placei
Lineage: Eukaryota; Metazoa; Nematoda; Chromadorea; Rhabditida; Trichostrongylidae
Source: the annotation of a GenBank genome assembly
AUGUGUUCACUUCCUGGUAGCAGCUCUUCAGAAGGAACACAAGGCAGUAUUCACAAAUGGUACUUCACAAAGGAGGAGGUUUGUUUUAGUUCCUCUCUACUACUUCCUUUUUUCUUUUUUGUAAUCCUCAUCUAA